UUCAAACUAAAAUUCAGUUAGAAAUCAAUAAUCUUCAAUCAGGAUUUGUUAAUCAACAAUGACUCAAUAAUUUCAAUAGGAUCUGUCAUAAUUAGGAUGUCUUAACUAGGUUUUGUUAUGUUUCAACUACUAUAAUUUAAUAAUUGCAACUGAGGUAGAUGUACAUUGCAUUUGCGUAACUGGAGCGUGCCUCGUUAGUCGAUACCAACACAAAUAUGGUUGAAAUAAACGAGUAAAGAUGUUUGUGACAAAAGAUGUAGAUGAAAGUUUGGUAUGAACGGCAAACUUGUGACAUCUUUCUUAAUUCACCCAGACAAGAUAUCUUGUUUUGUAAAAUAAUUCUGUAUUUGUCACUCAGUAAUCUAUAAUAGUUUCUUCCCGACUAAUUCUAACCUAAAAACACAAAUUAAUCUAACACACGAGUAUGUUAUGAUCGACACAAAAUGCAUCUCCUAUAAAAGCUCUAAAACUAUGCCUAAUCAAAAAACAGGAAAGAACUAAUAUGGGAACUGAUGGUAAAAGCUUAGUAAAUGAAGAGAUCAUUUUCAGAAGCAAAUUUCCAGCAGUUGAAGUCCCUAAAGAUGUUACCCUGCCGGAGUUUGUGCUCUCGGGCAUCGAACCGUAUCUGGACAAUGUGGCGGUGGUGGACUCGAUAACGGGAAAAGGGUACACCUACAGAGAAGUGAAGAGGAAUGUUUACAGAUUCUCCAAGGCCUUAAGGUCACUGGGGCUGAGGAAAGGCCGCGUGGUGGUGGUCCUCCUCCCUAACGUGGCGGAGUAUGCCACCCUCGCUCUGGGCAUCAUGGCGGCAGGGGGAGUCUUCUCUGGCGCCAACCCCAACGGCCAUGCAUCGGAGAUCAAGAGCCAAGUUGAGGCUGCGGAUGCCAAGUUAAUUGUCACUGAUGGAUCAACCUAUCAUAAGGUGAAAGAUUUGGGAGUGCCUGUUAUAAUACAAGGCGAAGAUAGAAUAGAGGGAACUAUAAACUGCGAAGAACUGCUUGAAGCCACCGAUAAGGCUAACACUCUCUUCAUUCAAGAAAAACUGCUGCAGACUGAUCUCUGCGCCCUUCCUUUUUCAUCAGGUACAACGGGGUUGUCGAAAGGCGUGAUGCUGAGCCACGAGAACCUGGUGGCGAACCUGUGCUCGACACUGUUCAGCGUAGGGCCAGAGCUGAUCGGGCAGGUGUCGACGCUGGGGCUGAUACCCUUCUUCCACAUCUACGGGCUGACCGGAAUCUGCUGCGCCACCAUCAAGAACAAGGGCAAGGUGGUGGUGAUGCAGCGGUACGAGCUCCGUCUCUUCCUGAGCGCCCUCAUCAGCCACGGCGUCACCUUCGCGCCCAUCGUCCCUCCCAUCAUGCUCGGCCUCGUCAAGAACCCCAUUGUGGACGAGUUCGACCUCACCAAGCUCGCCCUCCGCUCCGUCAUGACCGCGGCAGCCCCCCUCGCCCCCGAGAUCUUGAACGCAUUCGAGAGGAAAUUCCCAGGCGUUCAAGUUCAAGAGGCGUAUGGGAUGACGGAGCACAGUUGCAUAACGCUGAGCCAUGCAACUGUGGUUGCCAAGAGGAACUCGGUGGGAUUCAUCCUCCCAAAUCUGGAAGUCAAGUUUGUCGAUCCCAACACGGGGCAUUCCCUUCCCAAGAACUCCCCGGGGGAGAUUUGUGUGAGGAGCAAGUGUGUCAUGAAAGGGUAUUAUAAAAACGAGCGGGAAACAGCCAUCACCAUCGAUAAAGACGGAUGGCUCCACACCGGGGACAUAGGGUAUAUUGAUGAUGAUGGCGAUGUUUUCCUCGUUGAUCGUAUCAAAGAACUAAUCAAAUUCAAAGGUUUCCAGGUUGCUCCUGCUGAAUUAGAGGCAAUACUACUAACUCACCCUUCGGUAGAAGAUGCUGCAGUUGUGGGAUUACCAGAUGAAGAAGCAGGAGAAAUUCCAGCAGCAUGCGUAGUGAUAAAAAGAGAAGCAAAAGAAAGUGAGGAAGACAUAAUAAAGUACGUUUCAUCAAAUUCAGCAACCUACAAGAGAGUUAGGAUUGUGCAAUUUGUUAGCGCCAUACCUAAAUCACCAUCUGGCAAGAUAUUGAGGAGACUUAUCAGGGAAAAUAUGCUCAAAGAUCUGCACAAUUAAUUUUAUACUAUAAAUUAAUCAUCAUGUUACUCUUUAUGUUUUACAAAUAAAAUAAAGACUUUUUCCUUACUUUGCUUUGGCAAAUGGCAUACGAGAAAACGAUGAUCGAUCUUUAUAUUUGGACCAAGGUCCUUAUGAUUUAGCAUUGUUGUACACAACUUCACAGCAACAUAUCAUAAGAGGUAAAAGUAUGGAGUACCAUAAUGAAGAUGG
This is a messenger RNA of Salvia hispanica, 2338 nucleotides long. It is a transcript of the gene ACOS5, whose product is annotated as acyl-CoA synthetase 5. The record is from RefSeq and is a predicted model, not a curated record. Gene Ontology annotation, molecular function: long-chain fatty acid-CoA ligase activity. NCBI's taxonomy places the organism in Eukaryota, Viridiplantae, Streptophyta, Magnoliopsida, Lamiales, Lamiaceae. Gene Ontology annotation, biological process: fatty-acyl-CoA biosynthetic process.